GCCACUCAGAUGCUGUCAGUGAAAGCUUUUCAAGGUUCCUGGGAAGGUUUGUUUCGCCUUAAAUUUUAGAAGAAAUGGCUUUCUUAAUUCGCAUUAACAGUUAUACAGCCAUGGAACAUUUUAGAGCAGAGACCAGUUUCCUGUCCUAAGACAAGGCGCGGAUGGACGACUUGCUCCUGAAAAAUCUGUUCCUGUUUAGUAAACCUCGCUGUCUGCCAUGUCUCACCAUCAACCAUCUGCUGUGCAGCAGCAGGGAUCCUGUCCAGCACUCGCCCAGUCAUUCUGGCUACAGUGGGUCGAGAAGGCAUUUCCUAAUCUCGACUCUCAAGCCUACUUCAUCCCUCCUGUCUACGUUAACCGCGUGCCUAUGGCCAGAUGGUCGACUGCUGGUCGGGAUGUCCUGGUUCUUCAGCCAGCACCUGGACAGGCUGGUCAGACCAUGCAAGCAUCUUCACCUUCCCCAUCAGCAUCCCAGGUGUCCCUGCCUCAAGAUGCACGCAUUUCUGACAGUGAUGUUAGAGAUGAUGCAGCCAUGCAGCGAGUCUUCUGUUGCUUGCAGAAAAUGGCCGAGCAGAAGGGAGAAGUCUUAGUAGGUCUCAGUCAGCUUCAGUUCGGCCAGUACCUGUCUGAAUCCUGUUAUGCUGCUGCAGCCGCCCAGCUACCCCUACCUGCAAGUCUUCCUCCUAGUCUGCCGCGGAAGUGGAAGAGAGGAGACUUCGAUGUACUUCUCAUUCACCAAACUUACGGCUUUGUCGUCUGUGAGGUGAAGGCAUUCGGAGAUAAUGUCGCGAAACUUAAUAUGACAAACAAAGAUAUAGAAAACAAUAUCAGAAAGAAGCUCACUCAGGCUGUUUCACAGCUGGACAAGUCGGAGGUCAUGUUGUCACACCUGGUGUCUGACAUCACUUCCGGCCUGCGCAUCACAAAGACGAUCGCUGUUCCGAACCUAACGGUUUCUCAGGUACAACAGGCCAUCGCUGGCGACGUACGUUUGGCUCAGGAUCUGUGUCGAUGUCUUGGAGCAACAGAUUCCGCAGACAUUGGUGGUCUUUGUCUGUGCUCUGAUCAGUUGUCUGACCCCAAGACCCCAUGGGAUGUUAACAGCGAUGUGCUGAGGGAGCUGGGGGUCUGGUGGCAGCGACGUGUGGCUUGCAAUGGACCGGACAGUCAGAUGGCAGCAGUCUACAAGACGUUGGUGGCCAGGUUCUGUGGUCCAGCGACGACAGUGACUGUGCCCUGCACAUCUGCUCCCCGCCUGUGUAUCAAGACAUUGAGUCAGGCCGUGUCCUACACGGGGAUGUGUUACACAGCUUUCAUAUCUCUGUUCCCGGAGCAAGUUCACCUGCUCAACGCAGCCCUUCCUCGAGUCUUUGUGGCCGGACCUCCUGGAACAGGCAAAACCGUGAUGCUGCUGCUGAUGGGCACAGAAUGGCUGCGAUGUGGGCGCCACGUUCUUGUUGUCAGCACUUGGAGUGGGAGUCGUGUAGCAUGCACCAUGCUGCAUCUGAUGCUUCUGCAGACAAUAACAUCACAACAAGCAACAGGGGGGACACCGGGCAAAGUGACCUUACUGAAGUGUGACCUCGAGACGCGUUCUCGAAGAGACGAAAGUGCAAAGGUCGUAGAGAAGGCACUGAACGAUGUAGAGGCGGCGAUGGAAGGGCCGUUGUACGUUAUCGCCGAUGAAGCAUCAGAGUCACAUGAAUUCCUCAGUUUAUGUGACAAGCUGCUGAAACGACAUCCUCGACUCCAUCUUUGGGCGGCUAACUUUUCUUUUAAUGAUGUACCUGUUGGCUGGCAAGAGGAACUUUUAACCAGACCUCUCCGUUCUCCUCCAGUUGUCGUCAGGGAAGUUGAGAAGGACAAGCAGUUGGCUGUAUUUCGUCGUGUACAGCCGUACAGUGAGCGUGGGGUACCCGACCACACAGACGGUCCCCCAGUCACUCGACUGUAUCAUGGAGUCAAGUCUAACCAUUCCCUGUCAGCCCGUAUCAUUGACUGUUGGACAUGUGGAGACAUGGUGGCCAGCUUUCUACACAAUCUUCAUGUUGGGGCUCAAGAGACUCCUACUACAUCUACGACCGCCAUCUCCAGCAGUGGGAGCACAACGCCUGUGUGUCUGGAGUGGAGAGAUGUGCUGGUGGUGUACCAGGAUGCCACCAACUUUGCUGCGGUGAAGGCCAUGACAGAAGCUGGUGUUCCAGCGCGCAUCAUGGCGGACGAUGACGUCGAGGACGUGGCGUCUGCCGCAAGCAACGUGGUGUGGGUGGCCAAGGUAAAGGAGGUUCGUGGUAUAGAGAGAAAAAUAGUCGUCUGGACAGCCUAUGGCGAAGAUGAUGAUCGGCUUUGUUCCAUGUCCAGGUGCACGUCCCAGCUUGUAAUCAUCCAAGAAUCAUCUUAACUAUGUUUGUUGCAUUUCUACAUUGCAUAUUUUUAUUUAGUACAAAACAGAAACAUAGACUUUGAUUUUUGCACGAUCAUAUAUACCGGGUGGUUUACUACCCAAAGCACCAUGGUGAAGCAGGUUCUAGCAACUAGGUGAGAGAUCAACGAUGUACAAACUCGUCGUCACAUGAAGAAUGGCUGCUCUGCUUAGCUCAGGGCAAAUGUUGUCUAUAAAAGCUAAAUUUGGUUGAUUGUUUUCUAAUGUACAUUUUUUAUAAACUCGAUGUUUUUACUCAUUAAUUUUGUUAAUGCGCUUGUUCACUCUCCAGUCAGACUAAGCUGAUCAUCUGUAACAAUCCUUAAAUAUGUUUACUGACGAAUAAUUCCCACUGGUUCAUCGAUGAUGUAUUUUUAAUACUGAUAUUAAAUGACAUUAUCACGGCGUGUGUGUAUCGCCAUUUUUGAUGUAUAGUUAACCCUUCAGAAUAUAUAAUAUAGUUAGUCCUCUUGUAAAUAAACUGUGUGGCGGCAGGUUUUGU
Molecule: messenger RNA, 2924 nt
Organism: Pomacea canaliculata
Lineage: Eukaryota; Metazoa; Mollusca; Gastropoda; Architaenioglossa; Ampullariidae
Exons: 7
Coding region: 218-2401 (727 amino acids)
Source: RefSeq, a predicted model, not a curated record